Molecule: messenger RNA, 1431 nt
Organism: Aureobasidium musti
Lineage: Eukaryota; Fungi; Ascomycota; Dothideomycetes; Dothideales; Saccotheciaceae
Source: the annotation of a GenBank genome assembly
AUGGCUGUCUCACCACGCAUCUACCAAUUCCUGGUCUCCAUCUUUGCGUCCCUCGGUUCCUUGCUCUAUGGCUACGAUCUAGGUGUCGUCGCCGAAGUCGUCGCAGCACCAUCUUUCCUCGCUGCAUUUGGCGACAACACGACAAACACUGGACUCGUUGUUUCCCUAUUCACAGUCGGCGCUUUCUUUGGCGCGUUCUGGGCAGGUCCCUGUGGUGACUAUCUAGGACGUAAAUGGACCAUUUUCAUCGGCGGCACUAUUUUUAUCCUGGGAGGUUCGGUACAGACCGCAGCGCAAAAUUAUAGUUAUAUGUUUGGUGGGAGUGUCGGAGCUUUGAUCAUGAUCAUUCCGCUUUAUCAGGCCGAACUCGCACAUCCAAGCAUUAGAGGAAGAAUUACAGCACUUCAGCAGUUCAUGCUUGGAGUUGGCAAUCUCAUCGCAGCAUGGGUGUCAUAUGGAACCUACAUCUCCUUCGACGACAACAACAGCGCACAAUGGAGGAUCGGACUUGGUCUCCAACUCCUGCCUGCAGUGUUUCUGACCUCGCUCAUCCUUCUGUUCCCUGAAUCUCCUCGUUGGCUGAUCCACCACGGUCGCAGCGAAGAAGGAUUAAGAGUACUCGCCCAACUCCACGCAUCCGGAAACGACCAAGAUGCCUUUGUGCAAGAGGAAUACGACGCCAUCACAGCCGCAGUCGAGUACGAGAAGGAGCAUGCCGCAAAGUCGUAUGCCGAGCUUUUCAAGACAAGAUCGAGUUUCCGUCGCUUGAUCACUGCUCUGUCUCUACAGGCUUCUGUACAGAUGAGUGGUGUCUCUGCUAUUCAAUACUACUCUCCGGACAUCUACGGUCAAAUUGGCAUCAACGGUAGUGACACGUUCAUGUUUCAAGGAUUCAAUGCUAUUGUUGCACUAGCCGCUCAAUUCUGCUGCAUGCUCUUCAUCGAUCGCGUUGGCCGUCGCUGGACGCUGAUCGGAGGAAACCUACUCAACAUGGUUACGUUUAUUAUCGCUACUGCCCUUCUCGCAUCCUAUCCUCCCGGCGCCUCUACAAACAGAUCUGCACAAGAAGCUUUCAUCGCCAUGACAUGGCUUUUCAAUUUCUCCUACUCGGUAGCUUGCGGUCCUCUUUCUUGGAUUAUCCCCGCCGAGAUCUUCGACACGCAUACACGCAGCAAAGGUGUUUCUCUCGCCACGGCAUGUUCUUUUGCCUUCAACACCAUGAUCGGUCAAGUCUCUCCCAUCGCUCUGGAACAAACUGCAAAGAGACCUUUGGAAGAUAUGGGACCUUUGUUCCAAAAGAUGCCGUGGUUUGUGCCUGGCAAGUCGAGGAUAUCUUUGCAGCAGUUGUGGGGUGACGAGUGGAAGGGAAGUGCAGGAGAACUGGCCAAGGUCGAGGAGAAAGAGUUGAAAAUUGAGAAGGCGGACGAUUGA